Molecule: messenger RNA, 2100 nt
Organism: Daktulosphaira vitifoliae (grape phylloxera)
Lineage: Eukaryota; Metazoa; Arthropoda; Insecta; Hemiptera; Phylloxeridae
Gene: Pink1
Product: serine/threonine-protein kinase Pink1, mitochondrial
Exons: 9
Coding region: 250-1980 (576 amino acids)
Biological process (GO): regulation of apoptotic process; autophagy of mitochondrion; protein phosphorylation
Cellular component (GO): mitochondrion
Molecular function (GO): protein serine/threonine kinase activity; ATP binding
Source: RefSeq, a predicted model, not a curated record
AUCAUACCAAAUAUUUAUUUUUGCAGUUAAGCAAGGUAAUACUGUAAUUUUUUUUUUAUUUAUAAAUUUUAGUAAUAUAUCCGGCGCAUGAGCUGAAGUCAUGCAUUAAUGAAAAUAAAAACAGAGGAGAUCAAACAAUGUCAUUCAUCAGCGUUCUCCUUAUUCUAUUUUUAAAAUGAAAACAAUCAAAGCGUUCUAUUUUUUUAACUUAAAUUGAUUCUAUUAUUGUUACACAUAAUAAAAUUUUGAAUGUCUAUCCGUUUGGUUGUGAACACUUUUUAUAAAAAUGGUACGGCGUUCUUACGUGUACGCCGUACCAAAAACCUAUUUCUCAUUAGAACUAGAUUGGCCUCACAAAAUGCGCUUGGUUCCCAAGCGCUACAAACUACAAUAAAUAAUCAGAGACCUCCAAGCUCCAGUUGGCAAUCCAGAUGUCAAAUUUUACGAAGAGCAUUUAUUGACAGUUUACUAAAUAGAGUGACAAAUUCUCUUUCUACUGAUUUACGUAAAAGAACUACAAGACAGCUUAUGUACGGUAAUUCACGCCCUUUUUUUGCGUUGGUUGGAAUGAGUUUAGCAUCUGGUAAUGGUGUUUUAACAAAUGAAUACCAACUAGAAGGGGUUUGCUGGGAAAUCAGGGAAGCUGUUGAGAGAAGACAAAAAAAUUUAUCUGUUGCUGAAUGUCUAAAUUUAAGCCCAUCAUUGGGACUAAAGCAAUUUAUUUUAGGAGUUCCUAUUGCUAAGGGAAAUAAUGCAGUGGUUUAUGAGGCUCGAAAAACCAUUGAAGAAAAUAAUGAUAAUUCAAAUUUGAACAUAAAAUCAUCAUCAAUUAAAUAUCCAUUAGCCAUAAAAAUGAUGUUUAACUAUGAUGCAGAAAGUAAUGCUAUGUCUAUUUUGAAAGCUAUGAACAGAGAAACAGUUCCAUCAAGAUGUAUUCAGAAUAGUUCUAAAACAGAUCAACAAUUGCUUUUUGGUUUUGAAAAAGAUAUAAUCAGAUUACCACCUCAUCCUAAUAUUGUUGAAAUGCACAUGUGUUUUGCGGACUAUAUUCCAGAUUUAGAAGAUGCUCAUACACUUUAUCCUCAAGCUUUGCCUUGCAGAAUAAAUCCUGAAGGUUAUGGUAGAAAUAUGAGUUUAUUUAUUGUUAUGAAAAAAUAUGAUAUGACUCUAAACAAAUAUUUAUCAGAAUACUCACCUAAACUUAGAGAUAGAAUUCUAUUAUUCACUCAAUUAUUGGAAGCAGUUACUCAUAUGUCAAACAAUAGCAUAGCUCAUAGGGAUAUGAAGUCUGAUAAUAUUCUUUUAGAAAUUCCUGAAAAUAAUGAUGUGUGUCCAACUUUAGCCGUCACAGAUUUUGGAUGUUGUUUAGCUGAUAAAAAUAAUGGUCUUAAAAUGCCUUAUAAAACAUGUGAAACAGAUCGUGGUGGAAAUAUUUCUCUAAUGGCACCAGAGGUUAUUACAGCUCAACCUGGAACAUUUGGACGAAUAAAUUACUCCAAAGCUGAUGUGUGGGCAGUAGGAGCAAUAGCUUAUGAAAUAUUUUCAGGCAGUAAUCCAUUUUACAGCUAUCAAAAAGGUAAAUCACCCCUAUUACGCAAUGCAACUUAUGAAGAAAAAGAUUUACCCGAACUUGGAAAUGAAAUUCCCUUAAUUAUAAGGGCAUUAAUUUAUUCAAUUUUACAAAGGUCACUGUCUAAGAGACUUGAUGCUACAUUUGCUGCAACUGUGUGUCAAUUAUACUUAUGGGCUCCAACUUCUUGGUACACAAAAUAUGUGUUGCCAACUAGUAAUGAGGUAAUUCAAUGGUUGUUAUGUUUAACAACCAAAGUAUUAUGUGAAGGAGGAGCAAUGAUAACAACUUCCAAUACUAAACGACGUACCUAUACAGAGUAUCAACUAAUAACAUCAUUUUUACAUAGAGCAAAAUUAUGUGAAAUAAAAAAUGCAUUACAAUGGAUGCAAUCAGUUCAACUAGAAUAAUAUAAAGAAUAAUGUUGCUAAUAUAUUUUUUAUUGUUUUAUUUUAUAUCUAUAAAUAAUGUUACAUAUGUAACAGAAAAACUCUUGUUUUUCUUUUCAAUAAAAAUUUAAUUUAUCAACA